AUGGCGAGAUUUCCUCCGGCCGAAAAUAUCUUGUUGGACCGUCCUUCAGUGGUCAUUGACUCUGGAUACAGGAUUAUUCUUUGGUAUAUACCGGAUGCUUUGACACCGUGGGUGCAGAAUGAUAUGUUUUUGGCGACCCUUUCCAUGGGCGAUCUGUUAAAAAGGAGCAUCACGAAUGGCAAGUCAGGUGGUUGGAGGACCCACAGGACAAAUUUCUACCAGACAGAAACCCCGGGAUUGACACCUGGCUGCAUCAACAUUGUGCCAUGUUGGUUCCAGCAAGGACAUGAGAAUCCAGACGAUGGAUUUAAACCCGAGGUGUCUGCAACAUUGAAGGGCGAUAGGAGCCUGGCAAUGAUAACCGCAAUGCAAAGACUGGCCUUGCUAGCUUCUGCUGCCUUGCAUGUCAUGCACCCUCAGCUCUACUGGGCUUCCGUCAGGACCCAUGUUGAACUCGGGCAUUGGUCUGCUGAGCAAGGCUUGCACGACAUGCAUAGGUUUUUAAAGCAUUGGGCUUUGGUUUACACUGGUGCUGCCGUCGUUUGUAACCGUGACUCCCCCGAUCACCGAGAUCCAAAAUGUCCUCCUGAGGCAUUUGACAUUCUAACGUCCAUAGGCAACUACCGGCAUGCGGUGAUGCAUUUGACGAAUCUCGGAAUCGACUUGGUAUACACCCCCGGAGUGAUGGUGAGCUAUUCCGGCCGUCUGGUAAGGCAUGGCAUCCGCGUUGACGAUGGUGAUCGGAUAGUUUGGGCCUGGUUUCUCCGAGACAGUGUGCAUAAUUAUGCCAGAACCCCUCGCCCGGAUUACACGAGAUACGAUCCUUCCCAUCUUAAUCCAUCUAGGGUGGCUAAGUACAACCAAGCAGAUUUUGCAAUAUAUGGCACAAUGUAG
Molecule: messenger RNA, 894 nt
Organism: Suillus plorans
Lineage: Eukaryota; Fungi; Basidiomycota; Agaricomycetes; Boletales; Suillaceae
Exons: 3
Coding region: 1-894 (297 amino acids)
Source: RefSeq, a predicted model, not a curated record